Radiomyces spectabilis is the source of this 787-nucleotide messenger RNA. RefSeq lists its product as uncharacterized. NCBI's taxonomy places the organism in Eukaryota, Fungi, Mucoromycota, Mucoromycetes, Mucorales, Radiomycetaceae. The transcript is spliced from 4 exons. The record is from RefSeq and is a predicted model, not a curated record. Bases 141 to 407 code for a protein of 88 amino acids.
CUGCCAUGUUUUUUUUUUCUUUUUGGGUGCCUUGUUUUAUUCUUGUGAACAGCAAAGCAUCGUAUAUUCUUUCUUUCGAUUUCUUUAUUAUUCUACUUCAUACAAAACCUUGUCUUUCAAUGACAAUCCGAGUCUAAAUUAUGAUACAGCUCUCACCUUACUCGGAACGAGUCGUUGAUCGCAUCAACAUGAUCGCCAUGUGGAUUGCCGUCGCUGUAUGCAUUCGUAACUUUCUCGUGUGUCUAAGACAGUACCGGCGAACUCGUGGCAAAAUUCAUAUAGUGAACAUGACUCAGGUUGCUGUAUUUUUUGUUCAUCGACUUAUUUUCGGGUUGAUCCCGCUUUUCGAACUCUCUGCUUGUGCCAUUUUCCCUCUUCUAAUAUCAUUAUGGCAUAUUGGUCGGUAAAUAGAGGAACGAGCCAUUCCAUCUGGGAGCUCGCUGAACCUCACUAACCGAAAAAGAAUCGCUCCAUCGCUAACGAGACAUUGUGUCUUUCUAAACAGUGUAUCUACUAUUUUAUACCGUCAUGUUUAUGCGUUUAAUUAUUUUGGAAUCCGAUCGCCACUCUUUGUGGAUCAAAGUGGUGGGAAUUGCGCUUAUUCUAGUUCGAUUCGCCGAUUGGCCGUACGAACUUUGGUUGCAUUCAACCUAUCAGCAUGAGCUGGAAUUGAAACAAGCGGAAGGUAUCUCCUGCUGGGCAGAAUGGAAUGACGUUGUUAUUAUUCUUAACUUUGUGGGCGAUGCAUUGGCGAAUUUAUUCUUGAGUGGCAUGUUUGUGCGAAGGU